Messenger RNA from Nematolebias whitei (Rio pearlfish), 1194 nucleotides. Its product is annotated as serine protease 23-like. The record is from RefSeq and is a predicted model, not a curated record. The transcript is spliced from 2 exons. Gene Ontology annotation, biological process: proteolysis. Bases 1 to 1194 code for a protein of 397 amino acids. Gene Ontology annotation, molecular function: serine-type endopeptidase activity. Lineage: Eukaryota; Metazoa; Chordata; Actinopteri; Cyprinodontiformes; Rivulidae.
AUGACGCGCUCCGGCGCUGCGCUUCCCUGGUUCACCUCCCUCCUGUGUCUCCUCUUCCUCCUACCUGUCUCCUCCUCCUCUCGACCUCGUUGGGUUCUCCAGCGUGUCCCUGUGGUCCUGCCGCAGCAGACGGAGGCUCAACCCGCCCCGCGGUUCCUGCACCCGGCGCGCCUGGACGUCGCCUCCCCCUGCGACCCGGAGUGCCAUAAAAAGGCCGCUCGCCCAAGCUACUGGGACCUGCAGCAUUUUUUAGCCUACGAGACCCUCCAUUCUGACGGUCAGCUCACAGAAACCGCCAUCGGGAUCUACGGGUACAAUCCCAGUUUGAACCGCAGUCCAGCGUACGGGCCUUCUGGUGAGACUGGGUCGUCACGUAGCCGAAGGAAACGACAGAUCUUUGGCCACGAUGGACGUUUCAGCAUUGCAGGACAAGACUUCCUGCUGAAGUAUCCGUUUUCAGUGGCCGUCAAACUGUCCACCGGGUGUUCCGGGACCCUGGUGGGGGACCGCCAUGUCCUCACGGCGGCUCAUUGUGUUCACGAUGGGAAGAAUUAUGUGAAAGGAGCCCAGAAGCUCAGGGUUGGCUUCCUAAAACCCAAACGAGACACACAACAUUCACCCGUUUACCUCCCGUCUAACAUCACCAAACACUUGGACCCGGUUCCCUAUGCCCCGCCCACCGAUGACAGAAUGAAGUUCCAAUGGAUCAGAGCCAAGCGCACCCAUGUUCCCAAAGGUUGGAUCAAAGGGAACGCCAACGACAUUGGGAUGGACUAUGACUACGCUUUGCUUGAGCUCAAGAAAGCUCACAAACGGCGCCACAUGAAGUUAGGUGUCAGCCCCGCGGUUCACAAGUUGCCCGGGCGGCGGGUCCACUUUUCAGGGUUCGAUAACGACCGUCCGGGGCGGCUGGUGUAUCGGUUCUGCCGGGCCGGCGAGGAGACGUCGGACUUGCUGUACCAGCACUGCGACGCCCAGCCGGGGGCCAGCGGUUCUGGAGUCUACGCCCGGAUGUGGAACGGGAGGCGGCGGAAGUGGGAGCGAAAGGUGAUUGGUGUGUUUUCAGGGCACCAGUGGGUGGAGCGACAGGGGGCGUCACAGGAGUUUAACGUGGCGGUGAGGAUCACGCCUCUGAAGUACGCACAGAUCUGCUACUGGAUCAGAGGGAACUUUGUGGACUGCAGAGAAGGCUGA